GAUCAUUUGCGUAUGAAAUUAGUUUAGCAAAAUGGUCGAAGCGCCACCUAGCAUGCAGUUACCAUCAGGUUAUGACGAGGACUUUGUGUUUGAAGUUGAAGAUGAUUGUCUCUGCUUAAUUUGUCAUCUGCCGUUGAAGGAGCCAGCUCUUACAAGAUGCGGUCACAGAUUUUGCAAAGUAUACCUCGAGGAACAUUUGAAAAGGUACGCCUUUCUGACUUAAUUCUAUUGAAUGUUGAGCGUUGGAGUAACUUUGAUAUUUUGAUUAGUGGAGUAUGAGCUCCAGCACUGUGUUCCUGUCAACAUCUCAAUUUUACGCAGGUUACGGACAUUUCGUAAACGAACAAAGACGGACUUCAUUUUUUUACUCAGACGGCAGUCGCCCCAGCUUAGUCGAUUCAAUAGUUGAAGGCCAUGUCAUUCAAAAUGAGGAGAAAUAAAGCUAAAAGAUCUAUUAAUAUUGAAUAGAUUCGUGAACUUUAGGAAGCACUUUAUUGGUACAGUAGUCAGUUAAACUUGUUUCCUAUUUAUCAACUUUUGUAAUGAGAAAAGUGUUUUUCCUUCCUCUGUUUGGAGAUAAAGUAGCCAUUGUACUGUGUCAUGCAUCACUCAUCUAUUCAGGAAAUUCAGACAAUCUGGUUACAAGUGAUCCAUGCAUGGCAAUAAAUCAUGUUCACUCUGGCGUAACCUGGCCUUUCCAAAAGAGCAUAGCAGUUUAUAAAAUUUCUAACAUAGAUUACACGCUUCUGUGGAUCUAUCAUCGAAAGGCCUGUGCUUAGUCGUUAAAAAUUAGCUAUUAGUAGUCGCCAGCAAAAAAAAAAAAUAUCAUGGCGGAUGUAGUUGGUUGCAUGAUUCCGGCUAUUAUGUGUCGAAUAGGACAGAAACUUUGAGUUGUUCACAGCUAAGCUUUACAACUGGCAAACGUAACCUUAUACGUAAUUAACGGUUACUUUGCAUAUUUUUUUGUGUGUCGAUGUGAUUGGCCUUUUAUACGUAUGCUUAAAUGCUUUUAAGCGGGAGCACUUCACUGACUGGAACAAAACUUGAGUUUAACUACAUUUGAAAUUAAUUUCUUUAAUUUAGACAAAUUAGUUAACACUUUUUUAAAAACACACUAGCUUCUAACAGACUGGUAUUGACCGCGCUCAGUUUUGAUACGUAAUUUGCAUCUUUAUCUUUUCAUCUAUUUAUUUGUAAAUUUAUUCAUUUACACAUUUAAAUUAUUGCCUCUCACACCGACAAACAGACAAGAAGCUCAGAACCAGCCUUACACUUGUCCUGCAGAUAGUGAAGGCCUGGACCGAGACCGGGUAAAUAACUUUCAUUUACCUUGUAACCUCUGUGUCUAUUGCGUUUUGGUGUCGUCUAUUUUUUUACUCAAAGCUUGCAUGCAAAAUGAAACAUACAAGGUAAAACUACGAACAAACUAUUUAAUAGAACAAGACAGUCGCAUACACGCAUUAACAUUUGUUUCUAUUUAGGACAAUGUGAGAUUAAUUUCACAAGUAUUUCAGCAAUUCGAAGCAAGGCCAUUCUCGUCCCCAGAGCCCGUCGUUUCUUGGUCACGUGGUCUUGAAACGAAGUGUUCGUUACAAAUUAAGCCGAGUGGCUCUGGGGACGAGAAUGAAGCAAGGCCAUUUUCGAAUAAUAAUAAUAGAAUAAUCGUCAUCAUCAUCAUUACCACCAUAUUCAUAAUAAAGAUCUUACGUUCUAAUCAAACGUUAAAGCUUACAAUGUACUAAAGAAAUAUGAAAAAAAAAACUGUCCUUUGAGUCAAAGAGGCAUCUAUGAAUUUUGACAUUAAGAGAGCAUUUUUUAAAUUUCUCCGUGUUAAGACGUGUUCCACAGUUUUCCACGAUCAAUUUCUAUUACAACACUUAAAGAUUCAUAUUCGAUUGAUCUUGAACACUUCGUUUAAUUUUUUUUCUUGUUGUACUUCAGGAUGUAUUUCCUGACAACGCAACAGGAAGGAAAAUUUUGUCAAUGGUGAUCAAAUGUCCAAGUGACGGUUGCUCGUGGACUGGUGAGCUGAGGAACAAAGAGGUAACAAACCAAGAGCAUCAAUUAUAUCCAAGGCACCGGGUUGAUUCAGUUCGUGUCAAACAUGAUCAUUUCCAAAUUGAGUAUACCCCAGUCUCUUUCACCAGCUUUUAAAACUUACUAAAUCAAGUAUUUUACUUUUUAAUACAGCCCUACGUUUAUAUGUGCUACGCGUGCAUUAUGAAACGUGUGGAGGGGUGAAAAGGAAAUGUGGAGAGGUCAAACGUCAGAUUCGUACAGCCGGUUUGUAACUGGAAUGCGUGUACAAGUCGACUUUUGUGCGCCUGAAUCGUUUUAAUUUCAGGACUAAGUGUACACCACAACCUAGACCGGAAUCCGGGAAAUGUUUGCUUGUAGAAUCCGGAAUCCGGGAAAAUUUUGCUGGUGAAAUUGGAAUCUGGAAAACAACUCAAGGAAUCGGCAUCUGAAUCGGGAAUCCCACUAAAGCUUGAAAUCCAGAAUCCAAGUUCCACUUACAACGACUGUAAUCCAGUACAUGGAGGCUCAGUACUGUCUUGAAUUCCCUUAGCAUGGCGCGAGGGCCGGCUUUAGGCCCUCAAAAAGAAUUCCCUUGGUACAACAGACAAACACUGGCUCUCCGUUUAGUUUUGCACUAGUGUUGUUCAAAUAGGUAUAGUAAACUUCUUUAUGUUGUUAUUCAAGCAGAGAGAGUACGACCAUGGAGUAUACCAGAAGCCAUGCAAGCAAUGACCACUACACAACCGCGACCCCAAUUGCUCGUAUCGUACCCUAUACGCUUUCCUCUCUUAAUUCUGCAAAAUCUGUAUUAUUUCAAACAGGCUCACCUGGAAGCUUGCCCCUUCAAAAUUGUUACUUGUACCAACGAAAAUUGCCAUGUGACUAUAAAGCGGAAAGAUCUUGAACAACACGUGACAAACACUUGUGAUUGGAAGAUCCUAAAAUGUGAAUACUGCAAAGAACCACAUCCAGAGAGGAGCUUGAAGGUAAAAAGAAUUGAAAAUAACAAAACUACGCUUUCAACGAGGUCGCGUAUUUUAAACGAAGCUUCCUUUUGCCGUAGUUUUUACAGCUGAUGACCAGUGAAACGCCUCUUUCGUUUGAUCUUGACUUAGCUCAGUUUUGAGCUAAUAUUAGCCUUUCACUGGCUUGUCCGCAGGUAGCACUGUUUACCUCAAACGUGGCUACACUGCAGUCAAAUGCCCCAGGCAGUGUUUUUUCUUUUAGUUAAAAACGUUUCUUAAGUCAAGAUCGUCCGUUGGGUCAGACGUCGAAUAACUUAGGACCAGUCGAACUAAUCAACUGAAUCAGAUCAGUAAUUCACAAUUAUUGGAUGAGGUUUCGCAAAAUAUAGUGAUGUGUGAUACACUGAAAAAUCACGAUAUUUUGCGAUAACCGAGUUUCAUAAUUCUUUUAUUACUCGAUCACGGAGUUUGUUUUUCAAUUAUUUGCGAAGCGAUCUGCCAAUUUCAAGCAGGAGCGAUCGCAAGAAGGAGAAAAACGUGGUUUCACUUACGCAUGAGCAGAAUAUCAUUUGUAUCCUAACACAGUUGGACGUCAUUGCGCAUGAGCAGACUAUUAUUUGAAGGCCGUCAUUUACAGGUAACGUUGUGGGCUCUCGGCCAAUAAAAAGGAAGAAAAAUCUGCAUCGAAUGAUAAUACGGUUUAUGCAAAAUUUGGCCCGAGAGCGGUGUGUGGGAGUAACAGACUGUAUUACUAUGGGGGAUUGGAAAUCAAAGAAUUGAGAACUGCUUAACUUUCACGGCCUGAAAAAAAAUGACGUUUUUCAACCCAAGUGCAAAAGGAUAAAUUAGGUAUUUGUCUUCUUGCAGGAUCACUUGGAUAACUGCAGCAAGUUUCCACUUCCUUGCCCUAACGACUGCGGAGAUUCAGUUCUCAGAGAAAUGGUAACUGCAUUUCAUUUUAGUAUGGGUGACUUCACUGAUGGUAGAGUAAAGUAUCUUCGCACUAUGCAGCUACGGUUUCUCUUCUUGUUUGAAAAAAAAAUUGAAGUUAUCUCCAGUCUUCUAUGAGACAACAAAAGUCUCUUGACGUAUACUUACUUACAUCUUACUUCCGGUCGACGCCUAAAAAACGACGGGAAGAAAACUAACCCCAUGGAGCUCGAUCUCUCAUACAACUUUUAAGAUCUUGAACGUUCUAAAGACCAGUAUCCCCAGCAGUGUGUUUAGGUAUGUAGCUGUCGUACUUCCUCUUGCAGCCCUUCCUUGUGCAGGCACCCAUGUUAUCAGCCGUUGCACUGGAGAACUCUCAUCGCGAAAAACAUUCUCCAGAAAGAGCGAUUCUUCUAUUUUGAAUGGUAGAGGUCACCUCUUUUCGCCCCUUUACCGCUUUGACUACCUUAAAGCUCGCUGUUUUUAACCUUGUCCUUCCAUUAUAUGUUUUUUACCAUUUGCAGCAUUCUUGUAUAAGUUGCAUCCAGGCUUUUUUCUUCGGCUUGACGCAUGGAUAAAUACGAAUCACACGUGAACAACGGAAACAAGUCUUAGUCCUUCAUCAAGUGCUAUACUAACCGGAUCGAGCAUAUAGAAAAUGUAGGAUUGACUGUGACUAUGACCUUUACUUUACAUUCAGACUUGAUCGACAUUUUCAAAACUGCUGACUUGAUAAAAAGCACUAUCAUGAUGAAAGUUAUGCUAAGCACUGGGUCGUGUCUCACCAAUUAUCAAAAUUCAUACUUAGGUCCAAGGCUGCGGGGUUGAGUCUCGGGGAUCACUAAUUCAUUUCUUUUGUUCUAUUCCUCUUAGCCUCAAGGCCAAGUAUGAAUUUUAAUCUUUUAACAAUUCGAAACUGGCCAAUUGAAACGGUUCGCUUAUUUGAUUUUACCAUUUUCUUUUAGAUUCCAAACCACAUUGGCAGCGUCUGUCCCUUGUCUUUAGUGUCCUGCCCGUACGAAGAAAUGGGAUGUAUUGAAAAGGUUUGCUCUUAAUCAAAUUAAUUCUUAAUUUUAGAGGAUUGAAAACAUAAUACAGUAAACACCAUUUUGUAUGCGGGUGUUUACUGUACGUUGUACAUGAGUAACAACACCAACGGGAAACUUCUCAAUUCGGACCACUUUCGGUCUGAGUUAUCGGGCAAAGCCUUUCGUCAUGGCACUAAGAAAAUUACUAGGCAAACAAAAUUUCAUAAGGCAUGGGAUUGUAAAUAUACGCUCUAACUAAAGAUCAUUUGUCUUCUUUCUACAGUUUCAGCGCAAAAACGUGGAUUCACAUCUUCAAUCCGCCAUGCGUGAGCAUCUUGACUUAGCAUGUGUUAAACUUAACAACACACAGGUUCAGUUAAGAAAUACCCAAGAAACAACAAGGAAACUUGAGGAGAAAUUUGAAGCUCUUCAGAGGCAACUAGCAAAGAAAGUGGAUACUGAUAAAGGGGGUGGUAACAAACGGUUUAUUUGGAAGCUCAAUCCGGGUCCUCUGCGUGUGGGAAGAAGAAAUAUCAUGGGAGUAAAGGAAAGUAAUGAAUUCUACACUGGAUGUUAUGGCUACAAAUUAAAAGUGAAACUCCUUCUUGAUUAUCAUUGUGGACCUUUAAGUGACUGGACUUUCAAGAUUGUCGUCGUUUUGAUGGAAGGUGAAUACGAUGACCUAUUACCCUGGCCUUUUAGCAAGAAAAUAACGGUCACACUGAUUGAUCGAAACGAGGAUCUCAAAGAAAGGAAAAACAUUACAAAAUAUUUACGCCCAAAUGGACAUGUGCAGGGAACUAUAUUCUUCGGAAGACCCGGAAUUCAGUAUUCGGAGCUACGCAGUGAGAUACCGCGUUUCUCAUCUUACUGAGAACUUCAAACAAGGAGCUACUUUGCAAAUAACACUCUGUUUAUUCAGGUCGAUGUAGAACCUGAUGACUAGUUAUCACCUUAUUCCGCCGUUCCUUUUCAAGCUAGUGAAUCCACAGGUCUAGAAAUUAGAGGCCUUUUUUUUUUUGGAAGAAAGGGUUAUUCACACUGCACCGACACCGAGUAACUAAAUUACUCUUUUGAGUUUUGAAGCUACGUCUUUAACCCUUGAGUAAUCUCCACAGUCCAAAGUUUAACAAAUUGGGGGCCUUUUUUUAGGAUUAUUCACGUUUCACUCGGUUAGUAUUCUCUGCUUACUGCUGAUGAGAAGAAGUCAUCAACUGACUCUGAACUGAUUUAAAGCUAAAUUUGCACUGAUCGUUUUCUCUUGAAUAUGCGCCCACCCUCGUAGCCAGUUUAAAAAACUGUAUGUAAUACAAAACCAGACAGUGUAUUAAACGGUCAACCACUGUUAACUUUAUAUAAGCGGGUCCUCUAAUAAACCGUCUAUUUUUAAGUUGUAUCAUAUUAGUGCACUGAUUACAUUGUGUGCGGCGCUUAAAAUAGCCUGCGUAGCAAGCGUUUCCGCGCGAGUUCAUCGACAAAGUUGGGACGAGAGCAAAAAAAAUUUUGUUCUUGCUUCCGCUCUAACUUUGACGCAAUAACUCGAUUGGAAACGCUUACUGCGCAGGCUACGCUUAAAAUGGCCUUUUUUUCUUUACGUUUUGAACAAAAAGAGUAUAACAAAGAACUUAGGUUGGACGAACCUGUACUGAACGGUCAACUUGUUUUUAGGUUGGUUUGACUGGACCCCUCUUCUCCAAUUGUCCUAUAACUUUUGGUAAAUAGGAUGGAUGUUGAAAUGAAAAUCUCUUUUACUUAACUACACCAUCAAUAUAAGAGAACAGUCUCUUCUUCCUUAAGCCAGUUACAGAUAUUAUUACCUACAUUCGUUUGAGGUUAUUUCAGUAUGAAGAAUUGGCAAAAAAAUAGCUUCAUCUCCUUGAUGACUAAACCUUAUAAGCGCCUCUCCCCCCUCCCUCUCGAAUAAGCGCGAUUCAUUACGGUGUUGAAAAUAAUUUUCAUUUACUUGAUAGCAAAUAAAAGAUAAAGGAAAAGAAACCGGGGGAGGAUUCAACAAAGUGAUUUUGGUGAGUGAAAUUAAACAAACCCUCUAGUUUGGAUGAGUUCUGGAUGACUUAGGAAUCUAAAACCGGACUUUUGGAUUAAAUUAUUAACUAAUCCACAAGUCUGGUUUUAGAUUCAUAAUCAGUGAGAUUUUCUGAUUUUCGAUAGAGGAAAAAUGGAAUUUUGGGAAUUGAAAAACCGGAUUUGUAAAAUAAUAAGCUGAAAGAAGAGUUUGGUACCCCUUCCACCAAUCUACUCCCUUACCCUUUGCAAUGUUACUCACGGCAAGAUCACUUUUUUAAAUCUUCUCCUGGUUUCUUUUCCUUUAUCUUUCAUCUCCUAUCGUAUAAAUGAAAUUGUGUCGGCUUCGAGUGUUUUGAUUGGCCAUAGUAACGCCGUUACCUCUCAACACUUUCUUUGUGUGCAGCUACAACCUCCUUGACAUAGAUGAAGUCACCAUCCUUGACGUUUUCGUUUUCAGUUUUUAUGUUGCUUUUAUAUUAGCAGCUUAUAUUGCGGUGGUUUAAGAUAUUUGAAAGAAUGAGAAUACAGGCCUUAUCCUAGUUUUCGUGUGCUUUUCUGCGCACGCAAAUGGAUGCUUUUUCGCGUUUGUCUACAUUAGACCGUUCGAUCGACCCCACUCACCACCCCUAAGAGAUCUCUUUAGUCCUUCUAAGUCGCGAGACUUGUAGCUGGCGAUUAAAUUCCAUUCGAGGUCACUUACACAGAAAAUUGUGAUCUGAAACGUUUCGCUUUCGUAACAUCUUGGUGAAGGAGAUUGGCGCAACAUGACGGAAGCUCUACUCAACACUCAGUUACCUUCAGGCUACGACGAGGAGUUUGUGAAUGAAGUUGAAGAUGAUUUUCUUUGCUUAAUUUGUCAGUUGCCGUUGAGGGAGCCUGUUCAAACAAUAUGCGGUCACAGAUUUUGCAAAGCAUGCCUCGAGGAACAUUUGAGAAGGUACGCCUAUCUGACUGAGUUCUCUUGAAUGUUAAAGCUUUAUUUCCACUUUUAAUACAAACUCCCGCAUCGUGUUUCAGUAAACAACUCGCGUACGGACAUCCCAAUACGAAAGAACUCAUGCAGCUCUCAUUUACCAAGUCAAACGACCGUCGCCUCAGCUUAAGGAUUAAUUUUAUGGAGGCCAUGUCUAUGAACUUUAAUUUAGUAAGCUUAAAUAUAGGAGAAAGAAAAGCUGAUACAGUCGUGCUCUUUACUGACCAGUUCAGUUAAGCUUGUUUUCUAUUGAUCAACUUUUGAAAUGACUAGAUGGUUUUUCCUCUGUUGGAGACGGAUAAGUAGCCAUUUUUCGAUGUCAAUGAUCAGUUCAGGAAUGCGGACAAUCCGGUUUCACGUCAUUGAUCUAUGUAUGACAAUCAAUGAUGGUUGCUAUUGCGUACUAACCUGUAGCCUUCCAGAGCAUAAUAGUUCACAGUAUAAUUAGUUUUCAGUCUUAAACGCAAAGAGUUCUUAUCUCUAGUUCAGUGCUAUAAGAUAGUUUUUGGAAUAGAUAGCUUUCCUUUUUCGGACUUUUUUGAACUAGAGCCAAUCACGAUUAUAAGCUCUAUGUAAAGUCACCAUCAUAAAUUGCUACAAAUAUUCUUCCUUUGUACGGAUCGUUAAUGCGUGGAAUAACUUGCCUAAAGAUGUUGUACACGCAGGAUCGCUGACUUUAUUUCGCAACAGAUUAAGGAUUUAUCUGAAUAUUUGGCUUGAUACGAUUGUAAAUGGUUUUAAUUAUGAUAUGCAAACGAUGUUUUUUUUUUCUAGUUUUAAGGUUUUUAGAUUUUUCUAAAAAAAAGUGAAACGAGCGAACCUUAUGCGUAGUUUAUGAAAAUUUUUUAUUAAUUUUUCAGAUACAAUGUGAUUGGCCUAAAAUUACACUUUGAACAUAUUUCCUAACACAGACUGUGUAUUGACAGCGCUUAACCAAUUUUUUUACAAGUAAUUUGUAUAGGUAAUAGCAUGAUUUGUAGUGAUAUUUGGCAUAAAUACCACGAGUGAUAUUUCGAAAUUGUUAUACGUAAUUUCACGAGCCCUUAGGCGAGUGAAAUUUGAGACAAUUUUGAAAUAUCACGAGUUGUAUUUAUUUCAAAUAUCACGUACAAAUCAUGCUAUUAUUUGUUUAUACUACUACCCACAAAAAGUUUGUAAUUUUCACAUGUAGGUAUUUCAAAUUAAGCUGAAAUAUCACUGCUCUAAGCCAAUCAGAUUGCAGAAAUUUCUCAUGUAGUAGUAUAAGCAUGUUAAUUUUUCAUCUGUUGAGUUAUAUUUUUAUUAAUCUAUUUAUUGAUUUAUUAUUAUUACUUCUUAAACUAAAAAACAGACAAGAAGUUCAGAACCAGCCUUGCACCUGCCCAGCAGAUAGGGAAGGCCUGGACCGAGAUCAGCCGGUAAGUGACUAUCAUUUGACUUUACGUGUGUGAUGUUUUUUGGCCUUAUUUAUCAUUAAAGCUAACAUGCAAAUGACACUUACAAGGUAAAAUAAUCGAAACGAGCCGCCACUAAAUGAAAAAAAAAAAAGACAGUUGUUCAAAAUAUUUGCCGUUCAGGAAAUCGUGGCAUUAAUCAUCAUCAUCAUCAUCAUCCCUUUUACUUAAACAUGACAAGAUUGGAGUGAUGUAAGAAAAAUUACAACAAAGGGAGAUAAUAAAAAUAAGGAUAAAUUACAUACAAUAUAAAACUACAAUAAAAAACUCUCAAAAGACUCAAUAUGCAUAAGAUUUAAAAUGAAUUUACAAUAUUAGCUAUCAAGCACUUAAGGGUAAUGUGCUAGAGCAUUUAAAAUAGAAUAGUUAAAAACAUUUAAAAUCAUGAUAUAUAGUGCCCGCCUAUGCAACGACUGAACAGACUGUGCGCUAGAGUCAAGUUCCUAUAUAUGCACAUCUGUCUGAUUUCGUUAAAAUGUGGCUACUAGGUUUUCGCCUAGCGCCGGGCGCAGCCCGGCUCCAGGCCAGCCCGGUGUCCAAAAGAGGGGGCUUGGCGUCUUGGUCGGUACAGCUGGAUAGCCCAGGAACUGCCCUAACAGUAGGUGGGUGGAUCAGGCCUUGUGGUCAAAACUAGUGGGGUAGGGAGGGGGCUGUUUUGACAAAACCCCUUCAGUAAGCAGCAGUGUUUAGUGGAGGCUUUGACUGGCGAGUACCUUGGUCUUAAUUUGCCCUAGCCAGCUGAAUCAGGCCUCUGCUGAGAAUGAUUAUCAUGAUAAUUGCAGAGCUCAGUGAAAGGUGCAAACAGUCACAAAUUGUCCUGAGUGGGGAGAGUCAAAGUCUUGGUACCAAGGACACACUUAGCAUAGGACCUUUAGACACUCAGUGACGCCAUGUUGUCAUAAAUCCAGACAGAUAUAAGUCGUUCUUAAUUUCAGAAAAACGGUCCUUUAAUUCGAAGACAUGUUUCAUAAUUUCAUAUCCCAUUCUUUUGCAAUCUGCUAAAUCUGUAUUGCAUGUUUUAUGUACCCAACUCUGAAAGCUUUUUUCUGUAGCCCCUCAAAGUAACUCGCCGGGUAUUUGACGAGAAGUCAAGACCAUUUUCAGGACAUGUGUUAACACAGGUGUAUAUAGAUCGAGACGAUAUUCCCACCCUCAUAACCAGAAGGGACAGAAAGUGAUAUUGUCCAGACCGGCAGAAGCCGGAAACGGUUCUUUGGGUCUACGUAACAGCUAAUGUAAAAGAACUCUAUGAAUCAUAUUUUUAUUUGAUUGAUCUUGAGUUCUUCGUUUAACUGAUUUUGUUCCUUGUUGUUCUAUAGGAUGUAUUUCCUGACAAGGCAACAGCGAGGAAAAUUUUGUCAAUGGUGAUCAAAUGUCCAAGUGACGGUUGUUCGUGGACUGGUGAACUGAGAGACAAAGAGGUAAAAAAUGAAUAGAUUAUUACUUCCAAGGUGCAGGUCUUUUCAAGCACGCUUCUUAAGUCUUGCACUUAAGAAGCGCUUUCUUUUGUUCCAAAAAAUUUGCAUAUAUGCUGGCCACGUGAGUGAAAACAUAGAAUUAACCGCCAGUAGCUAUAACAAAAAUUUAAUGUAAUAACAGAAAUGUGCACGUGGUAGCAAGGAUUCUGACUGUAUGCGCCUGAAUCGUUGUUUUAGGACAGAUGAUUCAGCAGAAUUACUUCACAACGUUCUGUAUUCCUCAAAAAAAAUUCCCUCGGUACGCAGUCAAAUCUUCUCCAUACCUUACGUGUUUUGCAUCAUCUUUCUGCAAAUCAGGGAAUACGACCAAAAUUUGAAGUCACUAAGUAGUCACCAAGGAAUCUAUCGCUCUUCCACCUGCUCUUACUCAAAGUAAAAUUCCCUACAAAAUUGAAUACCUUAUGGUUAUUAUGUAUCUCUUUCACUAGGAAAGCGUCGUGGAUACUUAACAAGGAGAAGUAGUCCAUAACUGAUGCAGACAAUUUUCAACUAUUUGUUAACAAAAACGAACGGAAUUUUAGCUUAUUUUCCCCAAUGACGUCGAAACAAAGACCCCUUUUCCCCUUGUUUGUUUGGAACUCAAUCACAUCUUUUCCUUUGAUUCUCACAUUUGCUGCUGUUUCGAACAGGCUCACCUGGAAGCUUGCACGUUCAAAAUGGUUGCUUGUACCAACGAACAUUGUCUUGAGCAGGUGAAAAGAAAAGACCUCGAACAACACGUGACAAACACGUGCGAAUGGAGGAUCAUAGAAUGUGAAUACUGUGAAGAACCACACCCAAAGAGGCACUUGCAGGUAAACAAAACUAAAAACAACAGACCCUAUUUUCCACUUCGCGUAUUUUGCAAGAUGCCUCUUUAACCCUCCACAAUAGAUUUUAACAGACGAGCUGAAUGCCUCUUUCGUUUGAUCUUUGACUUGGAUGUGUGAGUGAAACUUUUCACUAGAAGUGCCGUGGACGUCUGUGGCUGCAUUGCAGUGAAACGUCCCGGGCAGUUAUUUCUUUUAUAUAUAUUAUGGUAUUUCGUAAAAAAAGAAAACAAAAAGCAAGUAUAGGUAGCAUUCUGCUUUCAUUUCUCCCACAUUGAAUGCCUUUACUUGGGAAUACAGCACCGCCCAUGCUCAUGAAGACGAUUAGUUAGUCAGCAUUACGCCAUUUUCAAACACAACAGAGCCGAAAACAUAUUGCCCAAGUCACAGACUGUGAAAAAUGCCAUCUCAGGUAUCACUUUCAGGAGGAAACUGAGUGUAUUAUGUGGAAUUGAAAAAUAGAGAAUCGGGUGGUGAAAUUCUGAAAAAUUUCUCUCGGUUUAAUUUUAUACUGCCUGAAAAAAACUUGUUGAUGGUUUUCAGUUUAAGCGCAAAUUACAAUAUUUGUGUGUUGCAGGUUCACCUAGAAAAUUGCAGCAAGAUUCCACUUUCUUGUCCUAACAGAUGUGGAAAAUUAAUUCCUAGAAAAAUGGUACAUGCACUUCAUUUCAGUUUAAGUGAGGUCAUUGAUGGUAGAGUAGUGGUAUAUAUCGCAAGCGUGGCUACUGUCUGGUACCAGCGAGUAAGGCUCUUAGCAAUGUCUCUGUUUUCACAAGUUAAAAGCGAUCUCCCUUAUAAAUAGACAACAAAAAGUCUAAAACGUCUUAGCUAAUACAUAUAUAUAUAUAUAUAAAUGAAUAUACCUAAAUAUAUAAGUAAAUAAUAACACAAAUUAUACGCGAUGAGCUAUACGAUAUGGUGUCAGGUCGUAGUCCUUGAUGCGUUGUGAUUAACCAAAGCGGCCGAAAUAGAGGCUUGAGCGGGAUUAGGAUCCCGAACUUUAAAACACUUUUCUUCAGAAGUCAUCCUUGGAGAUCCAGGGGCAAUCAGUCGGGUCAAAAGAAACGGCGCUACGAGAAUUUUCAAGUAAAGGCGGAAGAGCCCUUUCCACCCGUGCUUAGAAACGUUUCCUCUUGACCCGACUCAGUGCCCCUGGACCUUUGCGGAUGAUCUGAUGAUCUGAUGAUCUUUGCUUAGCAUUGGGUCUGUUUAUUAAGUCAGUUUGCUUAUUUAAUUUCAUUAUUUUCUUUUAGGUUCCAAACCACAUUGAUAACGACUGUCCCUUGUCUUUAGUCUCCUGCCCUCAUGCUCAAAUAGGAUGCACUGAAAAGGUUUGUUCUUGACCAUUAACUUUUUAAAUUUAUUGUGAAAGCUAGUUUACAGGCACUCCACUAAAAAAAUAAUUCGUUACAAAUAAUAAUCCAAAUAGAACAUAACAAGAUAAAAAAAAACCACAACAGGCUGCACACGACCAAUUGGCGAGGAACGACCGAGAACAAAUCCAGCUACAGCUGUAGUGGCCAUAGAAAGACUUAAAAACACUUACUGGGUUAACAUAAACUUUCAUAUGCAUUAGACUACAAAAUCUUUCUUAGUUAAAUUGACUCUUCGUUGAGCUACACACCUUUUCUUUUUCCUUUUUGUCUUCUUUUCUCUUCUUUCGUUCUUUUUUUUUUUUUUAAAUUAAUCCAGAUUUUCAUUCAGUACCCUUAACUUGUAUGGUUUACCCUAUAGUUCCAGGAGGCCUAUAGUUUAUAAGCCCCCGGCUUCUAUAUAGGCUUCCUUGCCUUUACCACAUUUGAUCUUGUAAAUAAUUUAGUUGGAAUAUUGUAUAUUAUCUGUAAAGUAUUUCUGUAUACUGUUGUCGUAUUUCUGGUUAAUGGCAAAAUAAAUGAUUGAAUGAAUGAAUGAAUCUAUAAGCUGUUUUCUGAGGUAAUCUGUCGUCUUUCUCCAGUUUCAGCGCAAAAACGUGGAUCCUCAUCUUCAAUCAAACACCCGAGAGCAUCUUGACUUAGCCUGUGUUAAACUUAACAGCACACAGGUUCAGUUGGAUGAGACACGAGUUCAGUUGGAUGAGACACGAGCUAAAUUAAACCGUUUAACCCAGGAUCAGUUAACAAUCAUAAAGGAAUCUCAAGAAACAAAAAUAAAAUUUGAGGAGAAUUUAGAGGCACUUCAAAAGCAGAUAAAUACUAUGCUCGUGAAAAUAAAUGCAAAUAGUGCGGGCAAUACACUUUUUAAGUGGAAAAUUACAUCUUUUUUGAGUGAAUUUAUGAAGCUAAAAAACAGGGAGGGGCAUAAAACGAUAGAAAGCGAUCCAUUCUACACUGCAUUUCGUGGAUACAAAUUAAAAGUGUUUGUCGAUCUUAAGUACAGCGGAACGUAUGGUCGACAACUCUCGAUCGGUAUCAGAUUAAUGGAAGGUGAAUAUGACGACCUAUUACCCUGGCCUUUCUCGUUGACAAUAACGUUCACAGCGUUUGGACGAAAUAGGUAUGAGAAUAAAGAGGUAACCGUUGUAAGACAAUUGAGCCCAACUAAAGAGAAUUUAAGUUUCCCAUUAUUCUCGCGGAGACCAAGAGGAGGUUCGACAGCUGAUGGCUGGGUAGAGAGUUUCCUAAACUUAUUUAAUCUUCAAGAUGGGUGCUACAUUGUAAAUGACACUCUGUCUCUUCAAGUCGAUGUAGGAAGACCUUAUGCCAACCUAAACUGUUCAACGCCUGGGUCUAGAGGGUUACCCGCGUAG
Porites evermanni is the source of this 14406-nucleotide messenger RNA. The record is from the annotation of a GenBank genome assembly. Lineage: Eukaryota; Metazoa; Cnidaria; Anthozoa; Scleractinia; Poritidae.